ACGCCUCAUGUUAAAGGUGAGGGGAUGGAGAAUCCACGCCCGAUUCCACCAGCCGUUCUGUCAGUGUUUCAUAGAGGUGUAAGGGCCUCUCGGUCUAUAUCAGCUCAGGGAGCUCGACUGCGGGGCCCAGGAGAGGUAUCCCCUUUUUCAAUCGGCUCUAUAUCCUCCUAAACACUUCAGUUAGUGCAAGUUGCACCUAGGCGACGAGCGUUACUGAUCUUUGCAAACUCACCGACCUUAUCGGCAGUUUGUUUCUUUACACCAUUCUACGCCUCACCUGAAAUCAACUUCUCACUUUCACCAUUACAACGGGACAUCUCCUGCGAUCAUGUUGAAGAGGUUUAAGAGACACAGGGAUAAGCGUCCAAACGUUCCAAUUGACAUGGCGCUCAAUGCGGCACCCGUGCCCACUUCCCCCGUACCUCCUACUCCCAAAACGCCAUAUCUUGGAAGUCGGCCGCUGCCCUCUUCACCGGCUGGUACUUAUCAGUACAACGUGUUCCCCUCAGGCUCAUCGGUAACUUCGAACUCAGUGUCUUCUGCUGCUGCUGUCUCUGAGGUUCAGGCGCCACGGCCUCGUUAUCGAAGAACGAUUUCCGUGACGCCUUCGUCUCGCAUCGCGACACCUCUGACGGCUGGCAUUCCGAUAUCUGCACCCUCAUCGCGCGAAGCUGCUCGGACAACUCGUGCUUUAGCGUCAAGUGGGGAUCCUGCUUACCUUCCUUUCAAUCCAGUGUCAUCGCGCGAAGCUGCGCCGCGUAGUGGGACUACGCAUCCUGAAACAUCGAGUGGAGAUCCUGCUGACUUGCCGUUCAAUUCAAUAGCAUUUCGUGAAGCGCCACCACGAUCUGGGACCACGCAUCCUGUAGCAUCAAGCAGAGAUCCAGCUUACCUGCCCUUCAAUCCAGUGCCUUCGCGUGAGGUUAUGUCGCGGUCCGGGACCAUGCAACCUAUAACAUCGAGUGGUGAUCCAGCUUACCAAGCGCCACCACGCUCUUCGACUGCUCAUUCUACUAUCUCGAGAACUAACAGGGCACCAUCUGAGGCUGUGCCGAGGGGUACCAACUGCCCUGUAUCUGUGUCACCACCCCAUUCUUCUGAACGACCAAUGCCGAAGUCAAUUCUGAAGUUACCGAAAACGCAUCCCAUGCCGUGCAAAACGCCUCUGCACCGGUUAUUAUUGCCAUACAAUCCUGCGUCGCAUGGUGCUGAGCAGAGGCUUAUAUACUGGGACGUCGGGACAGAUGCUGACUUCGUGCGAGAUUGUACCCGCUGGCCUCCAACUGCAUUCAGCAGGAAGCAGCUUGAAGCAAGGAAAGCAUCUGUACUUGGUGAUCAGCUGACACACAUGACGAUCACUUGCGAACGCUUGCCUUUUUUGGAGAUCUAUGUUGACAAUCCACACGGUAUCACUUGCAAGGAUGUGUUCGAAGCAAUAUACAAGACUCUGAAUGUAAAGCUUACCGAGGAGCAGAGAGUACACUGGGAACGGCUGCAGAGGAGGAGAUCAGUGAAAAGGGUGGAUUUACUCGGAGAUGUCAAGAUCUUUAUGGGUUUGCAGAGGCAUACAGAUGAUUCGAACCCCAAUUGGCAGCUAAAACUUGGUCGGUCCGACGAGAAUUGGAUACACCGUUAAUUGUAGUGAAUACAAUGGGUGAGCUGCUUUCGCUCCUGCAUACCGCCUCUGGCCUGCCUAAUCACGUCUGUAUCAGCACUUGAAGUUGAUUUGAACUUACUCCCCAUGUCCACCUUCCUUUGAUAUACUAAUUACUUUCCUGGACACUAACGACCUUUCUUUCGUCACGACCGAAGCCCACGCCACCAUUCAGGACCACCCCUCACUGUAUUUCAUUUGUCACGUUGCUUCAAUACUCACGAGACGUCCGUUGCCUAACGUUUUGUAUUUCUUUCGCCUUGUAGCAAUUCCUUUAGUUUGAUCUGGAGAUUUUGUAAUGCGAUAACCGUUUGUCCAUCCACAUAGGCACCCGACCGACUGUCCUAAAAUGCAUCAUAAUUAUGCAAACAAAGACCAAGCGGCAAACGAUUCAAACACACAAGGCGCGAGAAUCAGCUCAAAAUUUGACCU
Molecule: messenger RNA, 2086 nt
Organism: Somion occarium
Lineage: Eukaryota; Fungi; Basidiomycota; Agaricomycetes; Polyporales; Cerrenaceae
Source: the annotation of a GenBank genome assembly